This is a messenger RNA of Linderina pennispora, 840 nucleotides long. RefSeq lists its product as uncharacterized. The transcript is spliced from 3 exons. Lineage: Eukaryota; Fungi; Kickxellomycota; Kickxellomycetes; Kickxellales; Kickxellaceae. The record is from RefSeq and is a predicted model, not a curated record. The coding region runs from base 1 to 780 and encodes 259 amino acids.
AUGCCCGGAUACCACUACAUCGUCUCGCUUUUCGGUACUAGCAAGAUGGAUGGUGUACGCGCCAGCAUCUACAUGUUCGACGUGAUGCCAGCAACACAGGCCAUGAUGCAGAUAUCGCAGAAUAACCACAGUCCACGCGAAUCCCCCAUCUAUGUGCUGCGCUGCUUUUCAAAGUUCCGUGAGCUCGACGUACCACCACUGACCAGCUUCGCUGCCGUCCAUGUGCUGGUGCGCGAGAACCGCGUAAAGGCAACGACUAUCCGUAUUCGCGAGAACAGCAGUUUGACGACGUACAAAAUCAGCUUACAGAGCACCGCGGCAUCAAAGGGUCCAGAGCGGAUUCUGCUACACGACUUGUUUGGCAUAAUGAAGCGUGGGCUCGAGCUCGAGUACAUCGAGGCCAGCCAGACCCUUAUCGUCUACGAUAACCACUCGACCAAAGAGGACCUAGCACGCAUGGCACCAAGGUCAACCAACUCAACAAAUGACGCACUAGAGAAGCAGAAGAUCCAGACGAUCGUUGUGUGUGUCGAGGAUCCGACUACGGGCGGAAUCCAUGCACGCGCGUUCUUCCCUGGAACAAAGUACACGGAGGCAAACAUGCCGGUGCUCGCCACACCAUAUCUAGGCAGCCAGUGGACCCGCAAAGCUACCGCCAACUUUGUCGAGAUUUCGUGGAGCAUGCUCGACAGACACUGCCACAUAAUCAAGCAGACAGCGCCCGACAAGUCGAUCGCCCUCAUGACCAAGACAAUCACGCUGCAAGCGUCGAAUGCAUAGACAACUCUCCGCUGCCCCACCAAGACCUUGUGAUACAAUGUACCGAUAUGCUUAAUAAAC